Molecule: messenger RNA, 2938 nt
Organism: Monodelphis domestica (gray short-tailed opossum)
Lineage: Eukaryota; Metazoa; Chordata; Mammalia; Didelphimorphia; Didelphidae
Gene: VSIG10L
Product: V-set and immunoglobulin domain containing 10 like
Source: RefSeq, a predicted model, not a curated record
GGCUUUGGGGCUUCCCUGAGAUGGGCUUUGUGACUCCCGCCUGAACCCCGGGAAGCUGGGGAAGCCCGCUGCCUCCCCUUCAGACCCAGGGCCAAGGUCAUUGCUUGUCCCCAGCGCCUGCCGGUGUGCUCACUGGGGGAAGGGCCAAGAGAUCCGGAGGAAGCUUAGAGGGGAGGUUGGCAGGGAGCAUCCUGUCAGUUCUAUUCAUAAAUCCCUGGGCCGUGGCCCCUGUCUCGGGGCUGGCUCCCCACCCAGGAAGCCGCUUGGCUUGUCAGACCCGUCUUGGCUCUAGGAGGGUUGAUGUGGGGAGGCCAAACCUGCCCUGGCUUUUUGCCUUUGACAGCAUGGCCACCCAGGGGCCAGGGCCUCUCCAACAGCUGCUCCUUCUGUUUCUGGUUUCAGGUGCCUCCGGAGCGUCGUCUGCAGCCCUCGAUGCCGCGCCCUCUCUUGGGAGAGGCCAGUCCUCCAGUCCUAGUGCAGCCCCGGGCCAGAGUGCCUCUUCCCCCGGCCUCCGUGGGAACUUGACGGUGCUGAGUGGAAAAGCCUCCCUCACCACGGGCUGGAGUGGCCACGCCUCGUCUCCCCCAGUCCGGGAUGGGACUGCGGGCCCGCUCCAAGUCCCUUCUGGAUGGUCCAUCCCUCGAGGGGCUGGAGGCCCCUUGUCCGUGCUCGUGGGUGCUCCCAUCUCUCUACACUUAGCUCCAGCUCCAGCCCUGGGCCCACCCAGUCCGCUCGUGGUUUGGCGUCGGGGCCGCACCGUGCUGGCGGCUGGGACCCUGGGCAUCGAGGACUCCCCACCCAGUCUGGCCCCAGCUUACCAGGCCCGGCUCCGCUUUGACCAGGCAACUGGUGCCCUGGAGCUGAGGCAGGCAGAGCUGGAGGACAGCGGGCACUACACGGCCGAGGUGAUUCACGCGGGGCGCGAACGGGAGCUCCGGGAGGUCACAGUCCGCGUAUAUGAGCCGCUGCCCCAACUGGCGGUGAUACCCGCAGACCCCGUGACGGAGGAGGGGGCCACCGCGCUGCGGCUGCGCUGCGUGGGAGCCCGGCCGGGCCAGGGUCAACUCAGCUGGAGCCAAGAUGGUAGGCCUCUGGGAGCGGAGAGCGGAGAUGGCGAUGGUUCUGCCCGGCUGAGGCCCGAUGGAAUCGACCUGGUCAUCGCGCGUCCAAAGAGGACAGACCAAGCAAACUACACAUGCCGCGUGCAAAGCCCAUUCGGAGCCAGGCAGGCCACCACGGCUGUGACUGUUUUGUACGGCCCGGAUCCCCCGGUCAUCACCAUCUCCUCGGACCAGGACGAGAGCCCCGCCCACUAUGUCUCCGUGGGCAGCAAUGUGACCCUGCGCUGCAAUGCCGCCUCUAGGCCGCCCGCCGAGCUCUCCUGGAGUCUGGCUGACCCACGGGAAGCCGCCGUGCCCGCGGGGCCCCGACUCCUCCUGCCCGGCGUGGGGCCAGCCCACACGGGAGCCUAUGCCUGCCUCGCGGCCAAUCCACGAACCGGACUCCGGCGCCGCGGGCUACUCAACCUCACAGUAGCUGCCCCGCCUCCCGGCUCCCCGCGCUGCUCCCUGCAAGGCUCCCCGGGUGACCGGAGCCUCCUCCUGGGGUGCACGUGGCCCGGAGGCGUCCCUGGAGCCUCAGUACAAUGGACAGGGCUGCCCCGCGAUGUCCCCGCGGGCCCCGCGCCCUCUUCGCUGCUCGUCUCGGUCCCUGCGGGGCCACAGCUCAGUGGAGUCACCUUCACGUGCCUCGGGCGCCACCUCGCGGCCACGAGGAGCUGUAGCGUCACUCCCAAGGCCCCCCAGGAAGUGCUGCUGAAGUUGGAAACCGAUGGGUCUAGGUCUUCGGAGGCCCUGGUGACCCUGGAGGCCACGGGCUGCCCUCCACCAGCCAGAGUGUCCUGGGCUCGGGAAGGACGGCCACUUGCACCCGGGGGUGGGAGCCGCCUAAAGCUGAGCCCUGAUGGUCGGAGGCUUCUCCUUGGCAACUUCAGCUUGGAUCAUGAUGUGGGGAACUACUCUGUGCUGUGCAGUGGGGCCCUUGGGGCUGGUGGGGACCGGAUCACCCUCACUGGGCCUUCCAUCUCCUCUUGGCGGCUACAGCCUUCUGAUGGGGCAGCUGUCCUGACGUGGGAUGUGGAACGUGGGUGUGUGAUCAGUGGCUUCGAAGUGCAGGCACGGACAGAGAGGCCAGAAGCAGGGGCCAUAGGCUUGAGUGGAGGUGCCUGGACAUCUUUGCUACUCCUGGGGCCCAGGGAACGAUCGGCUGUGGUGAUUUUGCCCUCCCAGCCCCCAGGGCCUUGGAAACUUCGUGUGCUUCCCACUCUGGGUGGUCAGCCUGGGACCCCUUCCUCCAGUCAGAGCUACCGGGCCGGUUUCAUCCUGAGCCCUGGGGCCAUUGCAGGCAUUGUGCUGGGCACUUUGCUGGGCUUGUCCCUCCUGGCAGCUCUGCUGAUUCUGCUUGGAUGCUGUGCAUGUCGGUUAAGGGGAAACUACAAGAAGAAGCCCAUGAUCUUCCCCCCUGCCACCUGCACCCCAGAGAAGACCCAGAAUGUAACCCCUGUGGGAACCCCACAGCCUGCCCUCAAUGGUUUUGCCACAGAACCCAGUCCAACCUGGGCUUGCCCUGUUGUGGUCCCCAGCCAGGUCUCUGCUGCCAAAGGAGCCCCCCGAACAGUGCGGGCAGCCACCCAGGUGUAAAAGAAUUCCAGGAUGGACCUUCGCUCCAGACUGACCCAGAAACCCUCAAGUACCUUUCAGCCACCCAAGCCAGAGCUCAGCUGGAGACGAUGGAAACUGCCCUGGUCUCUGCUUAUUUCAUCUGGGCCUCUUCCAGCCUCCUUAGCUGUCGUCUAAGCAGCCUGCUUUCUGGCAUUCAGCAGAAGCCCCUGGCCUGAGGCUCUGCGUCUUCCCACCUCCAUUAAAAACCCUCCUCAUCA